GUCACCUCCCACUUUCGGCACCACUUGAGUUGGCGUGUUUAUCGCUGCGCUGUCUUAAAUAAGCAACCUGAGCAAACGGCAAAUCUCUCUUUUAACUCUCGGCAUUGGAUUUCAAGGUUUCAAACCGUGGAUCCAUCAAAUCAAUGUCUUUAACUAGCAACGCGAACAAUUUCCACAAUCUUGUUCUUGAAUCUAAACAAGACCAACCCAACAACAUCCGAAUUCCCGACAGGGUCAAUCUCCAGUCGAGCCCGAGGAGUCGCCAAGGGUCCCCGAGUCAGUCCCCGCGAGUCGGCCCUAGCCGGUUCAUGAACGGUGGAAACAGCCGGGCGUCAUUGGUUGGAGCUGAAUUGGUAGGAAAAUUGUGGGGUGGUCGAAAGAAGCAAUCGAAGAAGGUGAAGAGAAAAGGAGGGAAAGUCUGGUACCAGAGGAAUGGAGUGAAAGGACUUGUCGUGGUGGUUGCAUUGGUGGGUUUGUUCUUCUUGGUCAAUUGGUUUAUGCUUUUGCGGUUACAAGACCACCGGGUCGGACUCCAUGACAGAUCUUCCAGGAACUCUUCUGUUUCGAUUCAGGGAAAGGUGAAAAAGCUUAGUAAAGGGAAAAGGCAAUUUCAUGGUAUUUAUGGAAGGAUGUUGGCUUUGGCUGCUCAUGCUUUGGCAGAGGGGCAAAAUAAACGCGAGCCAAAAGAUUUAUGGCAGGAGCCUGUGGUUCCUGCUUCUGCAUGGAGACCGUGUGCUGAUCAACGGAACUGGGAACCUAGUGAGGGGAAGAAUGGAUACAUUAUGGUUACUGCAAAUGGUGGAAUGAACCAGCAGCGUGUAGCUGUCUGCAAUGCUGUAGUUGUUGCACGAUUACUUAAUGCAACUCUUGUUGUUCCCAAAUUUAUGUACAGUAGUGUCUGGAAAGAUGUAAGUCAAUUCAGCGAUAUCUAUCAGGAGCAGCAUUUUAUUAACUACCUGACUCCUGACAUUCGAAUAGUGAAGGAACUUCCUGAGGAGCUACAGUCACUAGAUUUGGAGGCAAUUGGUAGCGUUGUGACAGAUGUAGAUAUUAGGAAGGAAUCUAAACCAAGUUUUUAUUUGAAAAACAUUCUCCCUAUUCUACUCCAGAAAAGUGUUGUCCAUUUUGUUGGAUUUGGGAAUCGUUUGGCAUUUGACCCAAUACCAUUUCAGUUGCAGAGACUUCGAUGCAGAUGUAACUUUCAUGCACUUAAAUUUGUUCCAAAAAUACAAGAAACUGGUGCUUUACUCCUCGAAAGAUUGCGCCGGCAUUCAGCUCACCCAGGAGCAUUGGAUCAUUAUCUUGUUGGUUCACAUGCAGUAUCAGCCAUGAUUGCAAGGGGUGAUCGUGCUGCAAAAGCUUCCAAAUAUCUAGCUUUGCAUUUAAGAUUUGAGAUUGACAUGGCAGCUCAUUCUUUAUGUGAGUUUGGUGGAGGUGAAGAAGAGAGGCAAGAAUUGGAAGCAUAUCGACAAAUCCAUUUUCCUGCUCUAACAGAGCUCAAGAUGACAGAAAAGUUACCUUCCCCUGCAGUGCUCAGGUCUGAAGGCUUAUGUCCAUUAACACCAGAAGAAGCGGUACUUAUGCUUGCUGCUCUAGGUUUCAACCGUAAGACUCAUGUAUAUGUGGCAGGGGCACAAAUAUAUGGAGGGAGAACUAGAUUGGCUGCUUUGACGAGCUUGUAUCCUAACUUAGUUACUAAAGAGAAUUUGCUUUCACCAAAGGAACUUGAACCAUUCAUGAACUUCUCAUCUCAGCUAGCAGCACUGGACUUCAUUGCCUGCACUGCAGCUGAUGCAUUUGCCAUGACGGACUCUGGUAGCCAGUUGUCAUCUUUGGUAUCUGGUUAUCGAAUAUACUAUGGUGGAGGGAGGAUGCCAACAAUACGCCCGAACAAGCGGAGACUAGCUGCUAUCUUCGUGAAGAACAAUACUAUAGAGUGGAAAGUGUUUGAGCAGAGAGUGAGGAAGGCAGUUAGGCAAACUAAACAUGUCCAGAGUAGGCCUAAGGCUAGGAGUGUUUACAGGUAUCCACGGUGUAAAGAGUGUAUGUGUCUUACAAAUUAACAUUCCACCAUUUUUUAAGCAUGUCAAUUCUAAUUAUAACAUGUAAUAUUCUUUGUUGUUUAACAUUGGUCUCAAAUCGAGCUAUAUGAUAAUUCUUCUAUCUGUUGUGUGUGA
Molecule: messenger RNA, 2177 nt
Organism: Theobroma umbraticum
Lineage: Eukaryota; Viridiplantae; Streptophyta; Magnoliopsida; Malvales; Malvaceae
Product: O-fucosyltransferase 15-like
Source: RefSeq, a predicted model, not a curated record